Messenger RNA from Sinocyclocheilus anshuiensis, 398 nucleotides. Its product is annotated as eotaxin-like. Gene Ontology annotation, biological process: immune response. Gene Ontology annotation, cellular component: extracellular region. Bases 13 to 330 code for a protein of 105 amino acids. Lineage: Eukaryota; Metazoa; Chordata; Actinopteri; Cypriniformes; Cyprinidae. The transcript is spliced from 3 exons. The record is from RefSeq and is a predicted model, not a curated record. Gene Ontology annotation, molecular function: chemokine activity.
CCAAGCUAGAGAAUGAAGUCGCAUAUGUUGGGUUUCUAUGCAGUUCUGCUGCUGUGGCUUCUGGUCUCGUCCUCUAUGCAAGUAGAUGAUGUUGUAAAGCGAUCAGCCUGUCUGACUACAACGGAUACUAAAGUUCCUCAGAGGAAUCUGGUUAGCUACACAUACCAGAGCAAACCUUUGUUCCCUGUGGAUGCUGUAAGAUUUCUUACAAUCAAAGGGAAAGUAAUCUGCUCAGAUCCCUCCUCACCUUGGGCCAAAAGAUCAAUAAAGUACCUGGAUAUAAAGAACAAACCUCAAUCGGUAUCAAACAAUACAGACCCCUUUGGAUGAAAAUUGUUGAUUGAACAGUAUGAUUUUGCAUUUUUAAAGGUUUUCUCUUUAUUGCACUUUAUUGUACA